Echinostoma caproni is the source of this 894-nucleotide messenger RNA. The record is from the annotation of a GenBank genome assembly. Lineage: Eukaryota; Metazoa; Platyhelminthes; Trematoda; Plagiorchiida; Echinostomatidae.
AUGAAGUCUGAACGGAACGAAUUUCGUGUGCAGAUCCUGGGCCGAACGGUGCGACAUCACUCGGACGAACUGACUGAUGCGGCUGUUCAAGAAAUAUUUAACAAACAUCUCCGGACAAAUCGGGGCGGUUCCGCCAUUGUCUUUCAUCCGGAUAAAAUUCAAUUCAAAGAGCAAGGUUAUCGGGAGUAUAUACCGUUCAAUGAGAUCUCUCACUUUUAUGAGAGUGCUGAACAUCCAGAGGUUUUUAUGCUUCAUGUGAAUGACAGCAGUACAAAUCGUUUCUCGUACGAAAGUUACCAAUGCCAAUCUGCCGCGGAUGUGCGUUCUGUGCGUAACUUACUGUAUAGUGUCUCCAAAAACCCCGUUCAUUUGUUCCGUGAAGUUUCCUUUACCAAACGCAGCCUUUCCAGUGCAUCCUCAUCGUCAUCUGCAUUGGAGCGUUCGGUUUCACGUAACUUCCAGGAACAGCAGCGAACUAUUCCGGUCGAACCCAGAAAAGUACAGCCCGUAAUGAGUUCCGCCGAUCCCCCAAAACACGCACCUUAUAUCAUUCCUAUACGUUCAACGGUGAAAGAGUCACCACGUGUAGUACGUCAAGUUCAUACGCAUCCGGGAAUUCAGGAUCGUGCAUCACGCGUUCGAGUGCGCGGUCGUUCGCCGGUUACCUACAGAGCUGUUUCCACACCUCGGUUGAAUCGAGAACCAUCGACAGGUCGAUCCUCAGGACGUUAUCGUGCGUCGGUUUAUACGGAACAGUAUGUCCCAGUCACCUAUCAACGUACUCGUUCGGUUUACUUUCCAGUGCCUGUUCAACCAGUUCAAGCUUUUGAACGUCAUGAUUCCCAGCGUAGAUCGGGCAGAAAAGACUCCCUGAUAAUCUAUACUACCCGUUAA